Messenger RNA from Acromyrmex echinatior (Panamanian leafcutter ant), 597 nucleotides. RefSeq names its product cytochrome c oxidase assembly factor 5. Gene Ontology annotation, cellular component: mitochondrion. The record is from RefSeq and is a predicted model, not a curated record. Gene Ontology annotation, biological process: mitochondrial respiratory chain complex IV assembly. Lineage: Eukaryota; Metazoa; Arthropoda; Insecta; Hymenoptera; Formicidae.
AGGUUAGGCAUAUUGCGGGAGGCAUGAGCAUAGGAUGAGCGACGCGUCUUCAGCGAUUGUAAGAAUAGAGUGUUAUUCAAGAUGAUGCAAUUUGAGGAAGAGGGUGAAACGUUGAAAGAUAAAUCCCGAUGCGCGAACAUUCGCGCUGAUCUCAAAAUGUGUUUGCUUCAAAGCGAUUGUUGUAAAAUCUAUAAACGCACUCCCAAAGAAUGCCUCAGAUCACAUGAUAGUACAGUUCCGGAUGAAUGUUUUGCUUUACAGAGGACAUUCUUUGAAUGUAAACAUUCUAUAAUUGAUGGUAGACGGCGAUUUAGAGGUCCUAGGGGAUAUUAAAUGUUGAAAUAAAUAUAUGUAUGUGACAUAAUUACAACAUUAUUAUAUAAGUUAUGUAUUAAUAAAACAUUGUAUCCUUUUUCUAUUGGAUACUUUGUAAUUAAAUGUCAAAUGUAUAUAUUAAAUGCAAAAAGAACUUAAGAAAAUGUAAAAAUAUAUUUUAUUGAUAAGAAAGGGAAAAUCAACGUUGUAUAACGUUUAAUGUUAGAAGUAAUUUAUUGUUAUUCGUUGUACACGAUUUAAUAAAUCUAUUAUACUCGCGAA